AUGGGGAACCUGCUCAUCAUCAUGGCCAUCAUCUCUACUCCCAAACUCCAUACUCCCAUGUACUUCUUCUUAGCCAACCUGUCCUGUGUUUACAACUGUUCCACCUCUGUCACUGUACCAAAGAUGCUGCUGAACAUCCAGACCCAGAGCCAGCCCAUCCCCUAUGCCAGGUGCCUCGCUCAGAUGUACUUUCUAAUUCUGUUCCUAGAACUGGACAAUGUCCUCCUGGUGGUGAUGGCAUAUGACAGAUAUGUAGCCAUCUGUUACUCUCUUCACUAUGCUUCUACCAUGAGCCCCACAUUCUGUAUCACAUCAGUGUCUGUGGCUCUGACCAUCACCAACAUCUAUCCCUUGGUCCACACUCUGCUUAUGGAUACAAUGCCCUUCUGUACAAGUGUCAGAAUACAUCAUUUAUUUUGUGAGCUCUAUGCAUUGCUAAAGCUUUCCUGCUCAGAUAUCCAUGUCAAUGAGUUGGUUGUUUAUACCCUGGGAAGCAUUCUUUUUGUUAGUCCUUUCCUCUUUAUUUGCCUCUCCUAUGUGCUCAUCUUCUCAGCCAUUCUAAGACUACAUUCUUCCCAGGGUAAGAUGAAAGCCUUUUCCACUUGUAGUUCUCACCUUGCAGUGGUAUCCUUGUUCUACUUAAGCUUUGGGGUCUAUCUGUGACCUUCCUCCUCAUACACGGUUGAAGAUUUUGUGGCCACAGUGCUAUAUACAGUGGUGACUCCCAUGCUCAAUCCCUUCAUUUAUAGCUUGAGUAAAGACAUGCAGUGA
Molecule: messenger RNA, 771 nt
Organism: Fukomys damarensis (Damara mole-rat)
Lineage: Eukaryota; Metazoa; Chordata; Mammalia; Rodentia; Bathyergidae
Product: olfactory receptor 1D2
Exons: 1
Biological process (GO): G protein-coupled receptor signaling pathway
Cellular component (GO): membrane
Molecular function (GO): G protein-coupled receptor activity; olfactory receptor activity
Source: RefSeq, a predicted model, not a curated record